AUGGCAGAACCACUAGACGACUCCAAGAUGGAGUUCUCAACCUCCAAAGAAGUGACUGUCGCACCGACUUUCGAAGACAUGCAUUUGAAGGAAAAUCUUCUACGAGGAGUCUACGCAUACGGUUACGAAUCGCCCUCAGCAGUCCAGUCGCGGGCUAUUGUACAAAUCUGUAAAGGUCGAGACACAAUUGCGCAGGCGCAAUCAGGUACAGGAAAGACAGCUACAUUUUCGAUCAGUAUUUUGCAGAUUUUGGAGACUACUGUAAGAGAGACACAAGCACUGGUCCUUAGCCCAACCAGAGAACUCGCAACCCAAAUACAAAGCGUCAUCAUGGCCCUAGGCGACUACAUGAAUGUCCAAUGCCACGCCUGCAUCGGUGGCACCAACAUCGGUGAAGACAUCCGCAAACUCGACUACGGCCAACACGUCGUCUCAGGAACCCCCGGCCGCGUCGCAGACAUGAUCCGCCGCCGCAACCUCCGCACCCGCCACAUCAAAAUGCUCGUCCUCGACGAAGCCGACGAACUCCUCAACCGUGGCUUCCGCGAACAAAUCUACGACGUCUACCGCUACCUCCCACCCGCAACACAAGUCGUGGUAGUCAGCGCCACUCUCCCUUACGACGUCCUCGACAUGACCACGAAAUUCAUGACCGACCCCGUCCGCAUCCUCGUCAAACGCGACGAAUUGACCCUUGAGGGCCUAAAGCAAUACUUCAUCGCCGUUGAAAAGGAGGAAUGGAAAUUCGACACCCUGUGCGAUCUCUACGAUACCCUCACCAUUACACAGGCCGUCAUCUUCUGCAACACCCGCCGUAAAGUCGAGUGGCUGACCGACAAGAUGCGCGAGGCAAAUUUCACAGUCAGCAGCAUGCACGGCGAAAUGCCCCAGAAAGAGCGCGACAGCAUCAUGUCCGAUUUUCGCCAGGGUAAUUCUCGAGUCCUUAUCACGACUGAUGUCUGGGCGCGAGGUAUAGAUGUUCAACAGGUUAGUUUGGUGAUUAAUUAUGACUUGCCGAGUAACAGAGAGAACUACAUUCAUAGAAUUGGAAGGAGUGGUCGGUUUGGUCGAAAGGGUGUGGCGAUCAAUUUUGUGACGGGUGAGGAUGUGAGGAUUUUGAGGGAUAUCGAGCUUUAUUAUAGUACGCAGAUUGAUGAGAUGCCGAUGAACGUGGCGGAUUUGCUUACUUGA
Molecule: messenger RNA, 1191 nt
Organism: Lithohypha guttulata
Lineage: Eukaryota; Fungi; Ascomycota; Eurotiomycetes; Chaetothyriales; Trichomeriaceae
Gene: FAL1
Product: RNA helicase
Exons: 2
Coding region: 1-1191 (396 amino acids)
Cellular component (GO): nucleolus; catalytic step 2 spliceosome
Molecular function (GO): mRNA binding; ATP binding; RNA helicase activity
Source: RefSeq, a predicted model, not a curated record